Nerophis ophidion (straightnose pipefish) is the source of this 3061-nucleotide messenger RNA. It is a transcript of the gene otud5a, whose product is annotated as OTU deubiquitinase 5a. The coding region runs from base 301 to 1962 and encodes 553 amino acids. Gene Ontology annotation, molecular function: cysteine-type deubiquitinase activity; K63-linked deubiquitinase activity. The transcript is spliced from 9 exons. Gene Ontology annotation, biological process: protein deubiquitination. NCBI's taxonomy places the organism in Eukaryota, Metazoa, Chordata, Actinopteri, Syngnathiformes, Syngnathidae. The record is from RefSeq and is a predicted model, not a curated record.
CCCGGAAGUGACGUCAGCAGGCCGUCAGACUGUGUUGAUGUUUUGUGCUCAAGCUCUCGACCGGGAAGACGAGACGGUUUUUUUUUUUUUCUUUUUCUUUUUUUCUUCUUGUUUGUGUCUCCGGCGUCCAAAAAACGUCGACGAGGAUCUUCGUCCCGGUCGCUGCUUCUUCCUCCACGACGUUAGCUCCAUGUUUUAGCGGCUAGCGGCCCGACAGCAGGCCCGAAGCAGCGAAUCUUUUGAUCCAAAAAGGCAGGACUCGUCGCCCUCUGGCCCCCCUCCCUCCCUCCCCGCGCCACCAUGACGAUCCUGCCCAAAAAGAAGCCCAGCUCGGGGGUCGGGGGCGCGGAUCACGCCGAUGACAGCGACCGGCGGAGCGGCGCGGACUCUCACCAACACCAGCACCCGCAUCCGCACCCGCACGCGGGGAGGACCGGAGCUCGGCCGCGGGCUUCGCCUCCGCCGUGGUCCUACCAGCCCGCGCCGCCCUCGGCUAGGGACGAGCGGCGGAGCAUCGAGGCGAGCUCGCGGCCGCAGCAGGCCUCUCCGCCGCCUGGCGGCUCCGUGGCCUCGGUGGCGCCGGGCGACGUCCGGGAUGGUGGCGGCAUGGUAGCGACCUCUCGCGGGGACCUGGUGGUGCAGGCCGGCGUCGUGGGCUGCGGCGGGAGCAUCGGCGGCUGCUGCUCCGGGCCCGGGCUGAGCAAGAGGCGGCGGCAGGCGGGCACCUGCUCCGGCGCCGUGGUGGCAGCGCUGGCCGGGGGCGGCCAGCCCGGCGUGAGCGUGCCCGGCGGGGUGGGAUCCAGCAAGGAGCAGGACGAGGGAGCCGGCAACAACAGCGAGGACGAGUACGAGAACGCUGCCCGCUUGCAGGCCGUGGACCCGGCCACCGCCGAGCAGCAGGAGCACUGGUUUGAAAAAGCUUUGCAAGACAAGAAAGGUUUUGUCAUCAAGAAGAUGAAGGAGGACGGCGCGUGUCUCUUCAGAGCUGUGGCUGACCAGGUGUAUGGCGAUCAGGACAUGCACGAGGUGGUGAGGAAACACUGCAUGGACUACCUGAUGAAGAACGCCGAUUAUUUCUCCAACUACGUGACGGAGGACUUCACCACGUACAUCAACAGGAAGAGGAAAAACAAUUGCCAUGGCAACCACAUUGAGAUGCAGGCCAUGGCGGAGAUGUACAACAGGCCAGUGGAGGUGUAUCAGUACAGCACAGAGCCAAUCAACACCUUCCACGGCAUCCACCAGAACAACGACGAGCCCAUCCGAGUGAGCUACCACCGCAACAUCCACUACAACUCCGUGGUCAACCCCAACAAGGCCACCAUCGGCGUGGGCCUCGGCCUGCCCGCCUUCAAGCCAGGGUACGCGGAGCAGACUCUGAUGAAGUCGGCCAUCAAAACAUCGGAGGAGUCGUGGAUCGAGCAGCAGAUGCUGGAGGACAAGAAGCGAGCCAGCGACUGGGAGGCCACGUGCGAGGCCAUCGAGGAGCAGGUGGCCAGGGAGUCGUACCUGCAGUGGCUGCGCGACCAGGAGAAGCAGGCCCGACAGCCCAGGAAAGCCAGCGCCACCUGCAGCUCGGCCACGGCGUCGGCCUCCAGCGGCCUAGACGACUGGAGCGCUCGGUCGCCACGGCAACGGGACGCCGACCCCACCCACCCGGACCUGACGAGCGCCACGUCGACCGCCAUCAAGCCCCCGUCCCCGGCAGGCUCCGCCCUCAUCCUCAACAAACCGCCCUCGCCGUGUGCGCCAGGUCCCAGUAAUCCAAGUCGGCAUCAUUUAGAGUACAGAGCCAUCAUGCAGGAGAUGUCACCUACAGCGUUUGGUUUGACCGACUGGGAGGACGACGAGAUCCUGGCGUCGGUCCUGGCCGUGUCCCAGCAGGAAUAUUUGGACAGCAUCAAACAUCAGGGCGGCGGCGUGCAGCAUCGAGAGCGUGAAGCCUCACCUGACAGCAGCUGAUGGACACAACACACGCAUGUGUGACCUCUGACCCCGACCCCACUCGUCACCUCCGACCCAUCAGAAGACCGCCAGGGAUACAUCCGACCCGAAAGAAAGAAACGCAGUCUCUCCCUCCAUUCCUUCUCUCCGCCGCCAUCAUGGAUCCUCCCAGCUUGUCUUGGUUUUACGAGCCACCCGCCAACCCCACGCUAGCCGACCGCGCCAUUUACGAUUGCCGAUCACUUUGUCGAAGGAGCCGCUCCGUCGGCGAAUACGCGUCACACGUUGCGUCCGUGAUGGGCGUGGUCACAUGACCUCGCCUUCAAUCAUAUUUAUUUAUUCUGGUUUGCACAUGUGCAGUGAAAGCGCUACAUUCACACACGUUUCCGCGGCGUUAGCCGCUAGCAGUUAGCCGGGACAAAGGGAACUUCAUACCAGGUUAAAAUGUUCGCGCGAGACGCCUUCGUAGAAAUGUGGGAAUGCAUUUUACCGAGUUAACGUUAGCACCCUGCUUACGGGCUCGUUGAGGUCACAUCCUGACAUUUUACCGAGUUAGCGUUAGCACCCUGCUUACGGGCUCGUUGAGGUCACAUCCUGGCCGGCCUUCAGCGCUCACCGCUAUCGACCACGCAAGCACAAUGGCGUGCGAAUGAGGCUAACCCAAAAGAAAAGAGCGCGGCGAGUCCGACGCCACAUGCUAUGUUAGCAUGUUGUCAACGCUAACGCCUGAAGUCUUACUGUCGUACAAUUGAGAAGUACUUCCUGUCUUCAGCCAGUGUGUUUACGUUCCAUCGUCCGCUUUGAGACUUUUUUUUUUUAAUUUUUUAAAAUAUAACAUCUAGCUCUUCCUCUUCUUACCGCCUUCAUCAUCAUCAUCGCCACAGACUUCUUAGCAGCAUGUUUGAUCACGACCAAUAUCACCAUGGAGACAAAAGCGACAAAUGAAAAAAACGGGAAAAAAAAAACAAACAAAAAAGGUAGAGAAUUGUCAUACUUAUCCUCUUGAUGAUUGAUUAUUGUUGUUAUUAUUAAUAAUAAUAUAAGUUUGUUUUAUUUCAUCGCUUGGGAUGAAAAUAUUUUUUUUCUUGGAAUAAAAAGAGGAAAAUGUUUCGGACAA